AUGAAGGCAUGGCUAUACAGCUCCACCAAGGGAGGCCUCGAGAAGAAUCUCGUCUUCUCCCCUGACGCCCGAACCCCAGGAUCCCCACAAGGCGACCAGCUCCUCAUUCGGGUGAUCUCCACAUCCAUCAACCCAGCCGACUACAAGGCCCCCGCAAUGAGCACCGUCUGCGGGAAAGUCCUAAUCGCAACCACACCGGCCAGUCCCGGGAUGGACUUCUGCGGGCGGGUCAUCGCUGUGGGGUCCGAUCCUGCUGCACGGCAGUUUACUCCAGGUCAGCUCGUCUUGGGCUGUCUAGGCAUGCCACGGCAAUUUGGGACUCUGGGAGAAUUCAUACUCGCAAGUGCCAACAAUACUGCUCCAUUGCCGUUAGGCGUGGAUCCAGAUGCGGCUGCUACAAUUGGGGUUGCGGGGCGGUCAUCGUACCAAUCCAUCGUGCCCUAUAUAUCCACUCCAGGUAGCAGGGUGUUCAUAAACGGCGGGUCUGGGGGAUGUGGGGUUUAUGGGAUCCAGAUUGCGAAGUUGUUAGGGUGUCAUGUUACGGUGACUUGUUCUACACGCAACGUGCAGUUCUGUCGCGACCUUGGUGCUGAUGAGGUGAUCGAUUAUACGGCUCAGGAUGUUUUGGAGGUGCUCAAGUCGCAGGGACAAGUGUUUGAUCAUGUUGUUGAUCAUAUUGGGUCGCCUGAGGGUCUCUAUCAGGAAUGCCACUCUUUCUUGAAACCUGGGAAGGUGUUCGUCCAGGUUGGGGCGUCAUCAAUGCUCACGUUCGCUCACCGGCUUAUCCGCCCCUCGUUGCUCGGUGGUGGAAAGAGGAAAUACGUGGCCUUGCUGAUGAAGAGCCAUAAUGACGAGUUUACCCAGAUUGCAAACUGGAUCCGAGAGGGAAAGAUCCGGGUUGAGUUUGAUGCAGUAUAUGAAUUUGAGGACACCGUCAGAGCAUUUGAGCGACUACGUUCGGGGAGGACAAGAGGGAAGAUUGUCAUUCAUGUCACAAGCCCUGACAUACUGAAGACCAUGUGGACAUGCGUAUUCAAAGAAAGGAUAAAAAAGCAAGAAACAGCAGUCAAACAGAAACAUAUAAGGAAAGCUAAUAAGUAA
Aspergillus oryzae RIB40 is the source of this 1101-nucleotide messenger RNA. RefSeq names its product NAD(P)-dependent alcohol dehydrogenase. The transcript is spliced from 2 exons. The record is from RefSeq and is a predicted model, not a curated record. The coding region runs from base 1 to 1101 and encodes 366 amino acids. Gene Ontology annotation, molecular function: oxidoreductase activity. Lineage: Eukaryota; Fungi; Ascomycota; Eurotiomycetes; Eurotiales; Aspergillaceae.